UAACAUAAAAGGUGAUCUAAAACUGUAACAAGAUUUAAACGUUUUGCCACCAACGUUUAUUUAACAUUUUUGCGUCUACAGUCAUUGCGCGUGCCCAGGGCCCAAUUUGCUGAUGAAAUUAGCGCGCCAUCUGUCGACGUGUUGUCAUUUGAAAAAAAAUCUUCCCAUGAUUCAAUACUGAAAGGUAGAACGCUCCAAUCGGAUGAGUAAAUCGAACGGGCUUUAUUUGGAUUGCUUAAGCGGAGUAUUCGCUGAAAUGUAAUAAUGACGCGAAAUUGGGUAACGCUGAUAUGAAUGCGUAAAAACAAAAUAAUUUUGAUACUAAAAUGGAGAAAAAGAUUGUGUUGAGUAGCUUUGCUAUAUUUGGAAUAUUAAUUACACAAACAAAUGCCUUGUCAUGUUACCAGUGUAAUAUAUUUAUUCGCGGCUCCCCGUGGCCAUGUGAAUCAGAACGGGGAAUGAAGGAAGUGUCGGGCUGUUAUGCUUGUCUGAAAACUUUCACUCGAACAUAUCUCCAUAACACUUUCCACGACGAAUUAUAUACCAAAUACGAGUCUAGACUUUGUGUUAAAUCCAGAGACUAUAUAAAGGAAGAAGGGUGCCAUCCACACGAGACUAGUUCUGGAUACAUGAAACGGUGUUUCUGUUACAGUGACUUUUGUAAUUCAUCCACACGCGUUCAUAUAACCAUGACAUUAAGUGGUAUGUGCCUGAGUCUUGCCUUGUUUUUGAAAAGAAUGAUGUAGCUGUUUAAGAAAAAGGAAUUCCAAAUAUAUUCAAUGCCGCCUUCAAUAAAAUUUAAUGGAAUUUACGCCAAUAUCUAAAUGACUUUUUUGUUGGAAUUCAAUGGAAUUAUUGAAUAUUGAAUGAAUAAGACAAAAAAAGAUUAUUUUGAACAACUACUAC
Ruditapes philippinarum (Manila clam) is the source of this 906-nucleotide messenger RNA. RefSeq lists its product as uncharacterized. The record is from RefSeq and is a predicted model, not a curated record. The coding region runs from base 327 to 746 and encodes 139 amino acids. The transcript is spliced from 3 exons. Lineage: Eukaryota; Metazoa; Mollusca; Bivalvia; Venerida; Veneridae.